This is a messenger RNA of Anneissia japonica, 5736 nucleotides long. Its product is annotated as hyalin-like. The coding region runs from base 46 to 5736 and encodes 1896 amino acids. The transcript is spliced from 25 exons. The record is from RefSeq and is a predicted model, not a curated record. Lineage: Eukaryota; Metazoa; Echinodermata; Crinoidea; Comatulida; Comatulidae.
GAGCACAUUACAUAAUGUUACACCAUAGUUGACAAACGGUACACUAUGGGAUUAUUACAAGUUCUUCUAAUGNUAAGUACAAUACCUUUUGUGGACUCACAGGUUGCGACAACGCCGGAAGCUACAACCAUUGGUCCUGCAGCCUUCACUUUCUGCCCAAAUCCCGUCUCAGUAAGUAUAACCAGUAACCGAGCAACCAAGGAGGCAAACUGGCAAGAACCUGAGGCUGAGAAUGCGAUGGACAUCCAAUCAACUCACCAGUCUGGUGAUGAGUUUCCAAUUGGUCAAACAACAGUUGUAUACACGGCAGUCGGAUUUGAGGGGUCAUCUGUGGAAUGCAUAUUCAAUGUAAUUGUUUCAGAUGACGAACCACCACACUUCAUCGAUUGUGAUAUUACUAUUGAAGUAGAGUUAUCUGGGAAUGACCAUACAUCAGCUGUUACCUGGACACCACCAACAGCGAUCGAUAACUCGGACUUAAAUGUCCAAUUAGCGACAGAGUCGGCCAGGGCUCCAGGUGAUGUGUUUCAGUAUGGCAGCACCAAAGUGACAUACUACGCGACCGAUGACGCUUGCAACGAAGGCUCUUGCGUUAUUACCAUCGUUUUAAGCAAGUCAAGUUUUAAUUUGGUAAGACCGGAUUUCGACAAUUGUCCUGACGAUAUUGAAGUGACUUUCGAAGACGCAUUGUCUACUACAGUCGCUGUGUCGUGGACACCUCCUACCUGCACCGCAGACUUUGCGAGUGGUGUCCCUGAAGUGUCGUCAAAUUUUGACCCUGGGGAUUCGUUCUCGUUGGGGAUAACAAUGGUAGAAUAUGUAGCUUCAGUUCAGAACUGGUUGUCUGGAGCAACUUGGGAUCUCUGCGCAUUUACUGUCCGCGUGCUUGACCGUUAUCCACCUGAGCUAAUUGAAAAGGUAGACCCAGAUCCAGUGCCGACAAUUCAAGGCCUACCAACCGCAACUGUGACUUGGCAAUUACCUGUUUUUGAGGAUCAGAGCGCUUUUACUGUGUCCACUUCCUACCCAAUACCAACUGGAGAAUUUCAAAUUGGUACAACAAACAUUUGGUACACUGCAAGCGAUGGUGACUGCAACAAUGUUAAAACUACAACCAACAUCGUAAUCACCGUAUACGAUUGGGAAGACCCAAUCAUCUCUUCCUGUCCAGAAAACAAGACAAGAGAAGCAGCAUCUGGCAAAGCCGGUAAAUCUGUAACCUGGAAUACACCAGAUAUAUUCGACAACAGUGGAAGUUACAGCGUGUCAUGGAGUACAAACCCUGGGUCAUUUUUGAACAUUGGUCUGACGGCAGUGAAACUUACAGCCUCUGAUAACUCAGGAAAUGAAGACGAAUGCUACUUUUAUAUUAAAAUUUAUGAUUACGAACCACCUACCAUGGUUUGCCCCACCGUAACGGUAUCAACUUCCGCAGGCGUAUCAUGGGGCAUCGCGCCAUUUGAUGACCUCAGCAUAACAGACAAUAGCAUGCAACCUGUGGAUAUUGAAUCUUCUCAUAAUUCUGGUGACGUCUUUCAACUAGGCUCAACAUCUGUGCAUUUUAACGGAACUGAUCCUUCUGGAAACUUUGCCAGUUGCACGUUUGAAGUCAAUGUUAUAGAUACCGAAGCCCCAGUACUUACUGGAUGUCCAUCAAGUGUAGAAGAAGCGGCUGAUCCUGGUGAGAGAACGCAUACUGUUAGUUGGACCCCGCCGUCCGCCACAGAUAAUACCGACCCAAAUCCCCAAAUAUUCCUAGCCAGUGAUAUGGAGUCUGGGUCAGCUUUCGUUAUCGGUAAUAAUCAAGUGAGGUAUACAGCAACAGAUACCUAUGAUAACGAAGGUGUAUGUACGUUUGUUGUCACUAUUUAUGACGAUCAGCCACCGAUUAUAUCGAAUUGUCCGCAUGACGUAACGUUGCCGACAGACUAUCGGAUGCCUACGGCAGUAACGACGUGGGGUGAUGCCGACUUGUUUGACAAUAGUCUUGGGAACAUUGACUCUUGGUGGAAUAUUCCAAAGGGCUCAGCAUUCGUGAUUGGCUCAACCCGCGUAUUCUUGACGGCGAGGGAUGAGUCAGGGAAUGAGGCAACUUGUGACUUUUACAUCAACGUAUACGAUAACGAGGCACCAGUGUUAACAUGUCCACAUGUAACAGCACCGAAUGAUUUCCGUUUACCAUCUGCUGUUGUAGAAUGGUCAGAUCCACAUGCCGCCGACAACAGUGGUCUUGCAGUUUCGCUAACGGCUUCUAUUCCGUCCGGGUCGGUGUUCCCACUUGGAACGACCGUAGUCCAUUACAAUGGGACUGACACGUUUGACAACGUUGAGAAUUGCUCAUUUGUAGUGACAGUGGAAGAUGCUGAAUCUCCAUUCUUCACCUACUGCCCCGAUGACAUAUCAAACAAUUCAGAUCCAGGGGAGCGAACCCAUUCUGUUGUAUGGCAGGUUCCAAUAGCCGAAGAUAAUAGCGGGAAUCAACCACACGUGGUAUCAAAUUUCAAUCCUGGAGAUUAUUUUAUCAUCGGCGUUACAACAGUAUUUUUUUUUUUGUUUAUAUUCACAGAUGAUGAACCGCCUGUGUUAACCUGUCCAGAUUUAACAGUAACAAACGAUUUCCGUUUACCGUCUGCCGUUGUAGAGUGGUCAAAUCCAGGUGCUAUCGACAACAAUGGUCAUGGAGUUUCACUAGUACCUUCUAUUCCCUCAGGUUCAGCGUUUCUUAUUGGAACAACUGUAGUCUCUUACAAUGGAACGGACACGUUUGGCAACAUUGGAAACUGCUCAUUUGUUGUAACUGUAGAAGAUGAUGAGUCUCCAUUUUUCACCUACUGUCCUGAUGACAUAUCUAACAGUUCAGAUCCAGGGGAAAGAACCCAUUCUGUCGUAUGGCGUGUUCCGAUAGCCGAAGAUAAUAGCGGAAAUCAACCUCACAUCGUAUCAAACUUCAAUCCUGGUGAUUAUUUUAGCCUUGGAGUUACAACAGUAGUGUACAAAGCGACAGAUGACGACAAAAACCCAAAUGGAACCUGUUCGUUCCUUAUUGAAAUAAUUGAUUAUGAACCACCAGUUAUAUCGAAUUGUCCGGAUAACAUAUCACUGCCGACAGAUCACCGUAUGCCUACGCGAGAGACGACGUGGAAUGACGUUGUGCUGUUUGAUAACAGUCUCGGUGUUAUUACUUCUUGGUGGAACAUUGUUAACGGCUCAAUAUUCCUGAUUGGUUCAACGCGCGUAUUCUUGACAGCGAGAGAUGAGUCAGGAAAUGACGGGAUCUGCGAGUUUUACAUUCACAUUUAUGAUGACGAACAACCUGUGUUAACUUGCUCAGAUUUAACAUCACCGAACGAUUACCGUUUACCGUCUGCCAUUGUAGAGUGGUCAGAUCCAGGUGCUGUCGACAAUAAUGGUCUUACAGUUUCAUUAGUUCCUUCUAUUCCGUCAGGUUCAGCGUUUCUCAUUGGAACAACUGUAGUUUAUUAUAAUGGAACCGACACGUUUGGCAAUAUUGGAACCUGCUCAUUUGUGGUAACUGUAGAAGAUGAUGAGUCUCCAUUUUUCACUUACUGCCCUGAUGACAUAUCUAACAGUUCAGAUCCAGGGGAAAGAACUCAUUCAGUCGUAUGGCGGGUUCCAAUAGCCGAAGAUAAUAGCGGAAAUCAACCUCACAUCGUAUCAAGCUUCAAUCCUGGAGAUUAUUUUAGCCUUGGAGUUACAACAGUAGUGUACAAAGCGACAGACGACGAGAGAAACCCAAACGAUACUUGUGUCUUCCUUAUUGAAAUUAUUGAUUAUGAGCCGCCAAUUAUUUUUGACUGUCCGGAUAACAUAUCACUGCCGACAGAUCAUCGUAUGCCUACGCGAGAGACGACGUGGAAUGACGUUGUGUUGUUUGAUAAUAGUCUUGGUGAUAUUACUUCUUGGUGGAAUAUUGUUAACGGUUCAGAAUUCGUGAUUGGCUCAACACUCGUAUUCUUGACAGCGAGAGAUGAGUCAGGGAAUGACGGAAUUUGCGAGUUUCACAUCCAUAUUUACGACCAAGAGGUGCCUCAGUUUACCUACUGUCCUCCAGAUAUCUACCUGAGUGCUCUAGAGGGUGACUUUGAUGCAGAAGCCGUUUGGAAUGUAUCCACAGCAAUUGAUAAUUCCGGAAUAUUACCCACAAUUGAAGGAACAAACCAGCCAUCUGAUAGGUUCCAUAUUGGUCUUUCCUAUGUGACGUAUAAUGCUACAGACGAAUUUUCCAAUUGGAAUACAUGUACCUUUAAAAUAUAUGUAUUUGACGAUGAGUCCCCACAUUUCAUUACUUGUCCAGCCGACAUUAUCGUCAGCAACGAGUUUCGGCGGGACGGAGCAAUUGUGGAUUGGACAGAACCGAUCGUCUACGAUAAUUCUCUCAAAGAUCUGAUCGUCACAUCGUCGCUUAGUUCUGGAGAUUACUUUACAUUAGGUCGGACACUGGUCGAGUAUAUAGCAAUUGAUGACCAUAACAAUACGGCGUUCUGUUAUUUUAAUGUUACUAUAAAUGAUAAUGAGAAACCGACAUUUCAAAAUUGUCUGACGAAUUUCACCCAAAGUUCUGACCACCGACUGCCGUCUGCUAUUGUUUUUUGGGUCCCACCAACCUCCGAAGACAACUCUGGUGAAGAGCCGAAUGUAACGUCCAACCACAAUCCUGGAGACAUAUUCCUGAUCGGAACACAUGAAAUUAUUUAUUGGUCGGUGGACUUAACGGGAAACCAGGAAAUCUGUUCUUUCUUUCUCCACGUAUUUGAUGAUGAAUCGCCAGAAUUUACGUUUUGUCCUUCAAAUAUUCUGCUAAACCCCAUGUAUUUCAUGCCAUCUGCUGUCGCCAAUUGGUCGCAACCAACUGCUGAGGACAACUCGUACACAGUCGAACACCUAGUAUCAAACUAUGAUUCUGGUGACGUAUUUCCUAUUGGGCAGACUACGGUCAUCUAUCGUGCUAUCGACGCAGCAAACAACUCUAAGAUUUGUUCUUUUAAUAUAACUGUAAUAGACAUAGCACCCCCUAUAUGGUACAAUUGCUCAGAAAACUUUGUUGUUACCACUGAUUUUCGAAGACCAGACGCAAAUGUUUCAUGGAUCGUGCCCACAGCAGUUGAUGACUCCGGAUACGACCCUGCUAUAGUGUCAAACCACAAUCCAGGAGACGUUCUAAAUUUAGGCGAAACUAACGUCACAUACACGGCUACAGAUCCUUUCCAAAACACAGCUGUGUGCACAAUCUCAAUCACAGUAAUUGACAUAGAGCCCCCAGUUUUUGUGAACUGUCCUAGAAGUUUUGUGUUCUUCAUUGAUGAUGCUACUGACAUCGGUUUCCCAAGUUGGGUGGUGCCCAAUGUGACAGACAACUCAGGCGCAACACCAAAUGUAAGCGCGUCACACCAACCUCUUGACGCGUUUCCAAUCAACACAACGUUUUUGAAUUACACAGCUACUGAUGGCGACAGCAACAUUGUAAUGUGUCAAUUCUCUAUCACGGUGCUACAUGCGUUUAACUACCUGCAGAAUUUGAAUUUUGCAAACUCGAGUUCUGAAGAUAUUCAAGAGAUACUCGAUGUAACGUUGACGGCCGUCACGAACUUAGAAGGACGAAGGAUGAUUGAGAAUGAGGAAGAAAUUUUGUUUUUUACAUUAGACGUCCUCCAGCAAGAUAAUAGAGCACAACGUGACGAAGAAACUUCAAAAAACGAAGUCAUUGUGAGUUAUUGA